Molecule: messenger RNA, 905 nt
Organism: Pocillopora damicornis (cauliflower coral)
Lineage: Eukaryota; Metazoa; Cnidaria; Anthozoa; Scleractinia; Pocilloporidae
Molecular function (GO): oligosaccharide binding; extracellular matrix structural constituent
Source: RefSeq, a predicted model, not a curated record
GAUUGUUUGUUUCUGAUCUCCGACAGCAGGGGAGUGGAUCAGCGACGCUUCAGAGUGUUGGACGUGGAUGCAAAAGGUAAUCUAUAUCUUUACAAGACGGCGUUGCUCUGCAAGAACGAAAUUAUCAAACGGUUGAGAAAUGGGACGUACAGUUUGGCAGAGCAGACAGAACUAGGAUUGUCAAAAGACUUAGCAGUGCUGAACUGUAAGGUGCUCAAAAAGAAGUCCCCAUACGCCGUGUCAGGCGUUUAUUGGAUAGAUCCUGAUGGCGGUUCCCGUAGCAACGCUUUCCAGGCCUACUGCGACCAGCAAACGGAUGGAGGGGGUUGGACAUUGGUUUACAGCUAUACCUUUACCGAUUACUCACAUUUCAAGGCUGCAUCAAACGCUGUCAUCCCGCGUCCAUCCUGGUCAGCGGGCGGCUCCAACGUCCGAGUGUCCAAAACAGUUCCACUGAGCGAGACUCAAUACGAGGCCAUGGACUUUUCUUUGUGGCGCAGCAUUGGUGAGGAAACCCUGAUCAAGAGCAAUAUCAACAACUGGUUCGCAUGCAAGGAAGGUUCUGGUAGCAUAGUGAAACAGAAGAAGGGGUCGCUUUCUUGUAAACUGGUGAAGCAGGUUGCUAAGAACUGCGGUGGAGCGGCACCAAAUACCUGGAAGUUUUAUGGGUAUGGACCUUCCUUCGGCGGAGGUCAAUUCUAUUAUUUUGAUGGGAGCACAAAUAGCAAUUGGCCUACCCAUGAUCCUUGUGGAAGAUAUCGAGCAGACCACUUGAGAAACGUGUCAAACCCGCACGGAAACAUUUUCAUCCGUUGAAAGCAUGUGAAAGUUUUCCAGCACUUAGGAGUGCCGAUUUUGAUUUUGUAAGCGGCAUCAAUGAAACCUUCUGCCUAGAAGUUUCGAAG